AAAAAUGGCGACGUGCAUGGUUUCAAAUUUGUCGCCCUUGGUGUUGCCAACUACACGAUUUCUCUUGAAAAUGCAAUAUUCUACAAGGACGAUAACAAUGUAUAUGAAGGACAUUUCCAGACGAGGUUACACGGCAAAUGGUCAGUCGGUUGAAAACUGCAUAAUUGCCACCGGUUUCAGUGGACCACUUAAACAUUACAACGGUCUUAUCAGGGACGGUGCACUGCGUGAGGAUCCUCAGCAAAAAGCGGUGAUUGAAAAACUGGAGGAGAUGCAAAAUACACUGAAAGGUUACAGUAACCAGCCAACAUCGCUCUUUUCCAAGUUCUUCUCAAAGCCUAAACCUCCAAAAGGCUACUACAUUUACGGGGAUGUAGGUACAGGAAAAACAAUGGUCAUGGAUAUGUUUUAUUCACAUGUGGAGACUGCUAAGAAAAAGAGAGUUCAUUUUCAUGGCUUUAUGUUAGACGUACACAAAAGAAUACAUCGCCUGAAACAGAGUAUGCCCAAGAGGAAGGCCGGGAAAAUGGCCAAAUCAUACGACCCAAUAGCUCCAGUCGCAGAGGAAAUAAGCAUGGAGGCUUGUCUGCUGUGCUUUGAUGAGUUCCAGGUCACAGACAUUGCAGAUGCCAUGAUACUGAAGCAGCUCUUUGAGAACCUGUUCCUGAAUGGUGUUGUGGUUGUGGCUACUUCUAACAGGCCUCCUGAAGAUUUAUAUAAGAAUGGACUUCAGAGGGUUAACUUUGUCCCAUUCAUCGCUGUGUUGAAGAAUUAUUGCCAAACUCUCAGAUUGGAUUCGGGGAUAGAUUAUCGUAGAAGAAACAGACCAUCGGGUGGAAAACUCUACUACCUCUCUAGUGAACCUGAUGUGGAGGCAACACUGGACAAGAUGUUUGAUGAGCUGGCUUUCAAACAGAAUGACAUCACAAGACCAAGGAGGCUUAAAAUCCAAGGCCGGAACCUGGAUCUGAGCAGAACUUGUGGGACCAUAGCAGACUGUACGUUUGAGGAGCUGUGUGACCGGCCCUUAGGUGCCAGUGACUACUUGGAGAUGUCCAGACUGUUUGACACAGUCUUUAUCCGGCACAUUCCCCUGCUGACACUGAACAAGAAAGCUCAAGCACGGCGCCUGAUAACACUUAUAGAUGCCUUUUAUGAUCAUAAGGUGCGAGUGGUCAUUCUUGCGGACCAUUUAUUGGAUGAGAUCUUUGUCCAUGAGGGACAUGACAAGCAUGAUGAAAGCCAUGUCCUGAUGGACGACCUGGGGCUCAAAAGGGAUUCAUCCAGUGGCCUGUCGAUCUUCAGCGGAGAGGAGGAGGUGUUUGCCUUCCAGAGGACGUUGUCUCGGCUAACAGAGAUGCAGACGGGGGAAUACUGGCUGGAGGGGGACAGAAGCACCACCUAACAACUCAGGACUGAUGCCACACUCCCAUGAAGCCUAUCUGCCAGGACAGAACAGCACUGAACGCUGAUAUUUCUCAUAUCUGACUCAGCAACAAUGACAUGAAACCCACUACACUCUGAAGACAGUCAAACCCAUGCUAAAUAUUUUUUCUGGAAUCAGCUCUUGUUUUUUUAUUUUAAGACUUCAUUUCUUAACUUUGCCAUCGCACUUUACUAACUGACUGUACUGUACAGAUCAUCUUAAAUUAUACUUUUUAAAUAUGUUUGCUUUUAAUACUGUCAUAUUGUGGCUAAGUAUUGAAUUGCAGUUUUAUUGGCACAUCUUCUAUUUACUCACGGAAAGAGGGCUUUGGGAAAUGUACUCUGACCUUUGAAAAUGAAAUUCCAAUGGUGUGCAUUAGAAGGUCAUGAGGUUGGAUGGAAGACAGCCUUCUGUUGACAUUUAAUGAUUUGUUAAAGGUAUUACAUUUCUUUAAAUUGUC
Messenger RNA from Hypomesus transpacificus, 1886 nucleotides. It is a transcript of the gene afg1la, whose product is annotated as AFG1 like ATPase a. Gene Ontology annotation, cellular component: mitochondrion; cytoplasm. The coding region runs from base 5 to 1405 and encodes 466 amino acids. The transcript is spliced from 13 exons. The record is from RefSeq and is a predicted model, not a curated record. NCBI's taxonomy places the organism in Eukaryota, Metazoa, Chordata, Actinopteri, Osmeriformes, Osmeridae. Gene Ontology annotation, molecular function: ATP binding; ATP hydrolysis activity.